AGGCUAGUAUGCAAAGGGCAACGUCUUGCCACUGCUCGAUCUGCCAUUCGGAUUUCGUCCGCGCAGGUGCCCGAGAUGCCGCAGAUUUGUGUCUCGCACGUGUUUAUUGUUGGAAGUGGCCGCCCGACGGCACUUCUGGUGAAACGUGCUCAACGCGUCGGGAGGGACAAGCGCCAAGCGACGGCUGAAACGCGUCGCAGGGCGGUACCUGGAAACAGAGCGGGCGAGUACGGAAGGGCAGAAAACGUAUAAGUACGCACCUGUACUACUGUAUUCCCCAGUCGUUUGUGGCCUCACCAGCCUCUCACUCCCAUUGCGCCCAUGAGACGGGAAGGUGCCGGCUGGCUAACACCCUUGCCGCACC
Molecule: messenger RNA, 364 nt
Organism: Laetiporus sulphureus 93-53
Lineage: Eukaryota; Fungi; Basidiomycota; Agaricomycetes; Polyporales; Laetiporaceae
Exons: 2
Coding region: 76-252 (58 amino acids)
Source: RefSeq, a predicted model, not a curated record